AUGAAAAUCUUUAUUGAUUGGAUUAGCUAGCCAUCUCGAGCAGUAGUUACUUACUGCUUAAUUGAAAAUAUACCACAUGAGAUUAUACAAGUUAGAGUAAAUGCUUUAGAGCAUCGCAAACCAGAGUAUAUUUAAAUAAAUCCAAGCGCAAAAGUUCCAGCUAUUUCAGAUAGAUUAGAAAAUGGAGAAAUAUUUAACUUAUUUGAAAGCCAUGCUAUCAUGAGAUAUUUAGCAGAUAGAUAUAAUAAGUUUAAGCUUUAUCCCAAAGAUAAUAUUUAGCUAAGAGCUCUAAUAAAUAGUUAUUUAGACUGGCACCAUAAUAACACAAGAAAGUGUGGAGCUUAUUUAUUUGACUUAUAUUCAUCAGGUGUACUAGGAAUAAAACCAAAGAAUAACAUUGAAACGCUAUAUAAAGAAAUUGAAAUUAUUUUAAAAUUCAUUGAUUAAAUUUGGCUUCAAGAAGGAAAAAAUAAGUUUAUUGGAAAUAAUAUUUAGCUUACAAUAGCUGACAUAUCUUGCUAUUGCGAAGUAUCUCAAAUGAUAAUAGAUUCUUAUGAUUUUAAAAAUAAAACACCUAAUUUAUACAACUGGAUGAAAAGAAUUGAAUAAAUACCAGAAAUUUAGUAAACCCAUUAAAUUUUAUUCAAACUAGCUCCAAAAAUGUCAUAAAACAAAAUAAAACCUAAUCUUUGA
This is a messenger RNA of Tetrahymena thermophila SB210, 693 nucleotides long. Its product is annotated as glutathione S-transferase, amine-terminal domain protein. The transcript has a single exon. Lineage: Eukaryota; Ciliophora; Oligohymenophorea; Hymenostomatida; Tetrahymenidae. Gene Ontology annotation, cellular component: cytoplasm. Gene Ontology annotation, biological process: glutathione metabolic process. The record is from RefSeq and is a predicted model, not a curated record. Gene Ontology annotation, molecular function: glutathione transferase activity.